AUGCUCGCAGCGCGCCGCUUUGCAGUGUACCGCCGUCCUACAUGGCAGCAGUCGAGUCACCACAUAAACCACCGUCACUUCGGUCGUCGUAGCAACCGACUGGAACGCAUCUCGAGGCCGCGCCCUCCAUCUGCCCGAGCACCGGGAUCCACGAAAGCUCUCCUGUUGCUGCUCGCCACCAUAUGUGGCAUUCAAGUGUACUCGGGCGACUCCUCCGAGGGCGCCGACUUCGUGGCCAGGAACUUCACGACGUCGACCGAUAAGGUUCGAUGCGGCAACGUGCACACGCUGGCCACGUCGACGCUCUACUCACCGAACGCUCGCUCGGCACUGCUGAACGUCCUAUGGCUCGUGAUCCCGGGGCGUCGUGUGUGUCGCGCACUGGGCAACACGCAGUUCCUCGCACUGUUCAUCGGCAGCGGGACGAUCGCCAACACUGUGUCGGUGACGACGAUCGAUGGUCUUCCAAGAUCCCAGUCACUCGGAGGCGCGGUGUGCGCCGUGGACUGCAUCGUGACGCUGAAUGCGUUGCUGUACCCGCGACUUGCUCGGCGAUGGAAGCGCUGGCCGCUGUGGCUCUUUAGUGCCAAAUUCCUCAUGCGUGACGAAGAUGAACAAGCACCAGGGAUGCACGUGACGGGCAUGCUGUGUGGACUGGCGGCGUACUUGGCGCUGAGGCGCCCUCGCCAGUGUUUUCCAGCGCGGUAG
Phytophthora sojae is the source of this 708-nucleotide messenger RNA. RefSeq lists its product as hypothetical. Lineage: Eukaryota; Oomycota; Peronosporomycetes; Peronosporales; Peronosporaceae. The transcript has a single exon. Bases 1 to 708 code for a protein of 235 amino acids. Gene Ontology annotation, molecular function: serine-type endopeptidase activity. Gene Ontology annotation, cellular component: membrane. The record is from RefSeq and is a predicted model, not a curated record.